Molecule: messenger RNA, 5349 nt
Organism: Haplochromis burtoni (Burton's mouthbrooder)
Lineage: Eukaryota; Metazoa; Chordata; Actinopteri; Cichliformes; Cichlidae
Product: transcription intermediary factor 1-alpha
Exons: 9
Coding region: 2954-4591 (545 amino acids)
Molecular function (GO): protein binding
Source: RefSeq, a predicted model, not a curated record
GCACAGCAUCGAUGAUGGGGGCGGGUCCAUCGGGCUUCUUGCUGUAGUUGAUCCUGGUCUGCUCGCUCACCAGUGUCCACAGCUUGUCCAGGUUGAUGGUAGGGCAGUGGGAGGUAUUCCUCUUCAGGUGGUAAUGUCUCAUGCCCACCUUACCAAAGUAUCCUGGAUGGCUGAGGACAAACACGAGGAAAGAAAAUGAAAUCGAAUGUUUCACACUAGAGCAACAAACACUAAUAUUUUAAAUAUUAAUGUUUAAUUGAAGUUCACUUUUGACAUUCAAAUUUAGUGGAAUACUAUAAACUACUGCCCCAAUUCUAAUGUGAUGGGUGCACCAGCAAGGUGUAUUAGAGUGUUUGUAACUGCCCAUGUGGAUGACUGGACUAUAGGGGAGGCCAGUCAGUGAGUAGGACCAGUCUUUAAUCUAAGAGGACUUUUUCAUAAGGAAACUUAUGAGUUUUCUGAUUUUAUUGUAUAUUGCUUGUGAUUUAGAUUUGUUAGGUGUAGUUCCUUUUACAUCUCCCCGCUCUGUGUUUCUCCGUUCCCUAACUCUCACUCUCUGCUCCUCGCUCUCGCCCUUUCUCUCCAUCUUCAGUGUUUUUGCACUUGUCUUCGUAGCCUUGUCUCUGUUCCCUCCCUGUGUUCAGUGUAUCUAGUCUGUUUCGUCUCAGUAUUCGUUUCUCCUGGCCUUUUGUGUUUGGUCCAUCUGUUUCCUGUUUUAUUUUGGUAGUCUUUGCCCUGUGUGCACUGUGUUCUGUUUUGCUUUCGAUGUCCUGUUAGUUUGUAAUUAGUUCUAGCUGUGCAUGUGUUUUAGUCCUCAGUCUCCCUCUGCUCAUUGUGGCUUCGUGUGGGUCCUUGUGUUCUGUGUUUCCCUUGUAACUUCCUGGCUGCUAAUUGCUAGUUGUCUGUUUCUAGCUUAUAGCUCCCAGGUUCUAGUUUCACAGUUUUUAAUUUUUGGGUGGAGUUUCGUCUUUCAGGAAAUAAAGCUGCCUCUUUUAGUUGAUCUCUUUGUUUCUGAGCCCUGUGUUUGGCUCCUACCUCUGCCUGCUAUACAGCCGAACCUUGACAGAAAUAAUUCUGGGUUUUCAGGUCAUGUCGCUCACUAAAAUGACCAUACAUGGUUGACAGAGGGCUGAGUGAGAUAGUUGCUGAGAUGGGGAUCAGACAUUAGGAAGGAGAAUGCUCGGGACGUACCAGUUUUUGAGGAACCUGAGCAGGGCUAAAAUAAUGAGAUCCAACGUCAAUUAUGGAUAAAAAGUGCUUAAGAGGGGUCUCACCUUCAAGAGGGCUUUAUUCUUUUCCUCUUAUAAGAGAUAACUUUGAUGGACUGCCUAAUCUUGAAGAAUCUGUCUCGAUUUCUUGAAGUGACUAUAACUAGGAACUAGCAAAUUUGGAUGCUAGGUUAUCUGACUCAUGCCAUAAACAUCUCGACAGUUCAUUAGGAGCCGCAUAGAUUCCACACAUGGGGCUUGAUGUAGUGGUCUCAGACAUAUGUCCUCCACAGAGGACAAAAGUGAAAUGCCAGGUCUUACAAGACUAUGAUAUUAUAAUAACUAUUUCAACAUAUAAUCAUCAUAUAUAACAGUACCCUGACACAUUAUGCAGAGAAUAUAAACCCUGAGUAAAAACACACACAGGCUUGGAUCACGUGCACACAGUUAAAGAUGACGUGUAGUCAUACAUGUCCACGUAGCUCUAUUGGGUUUCUGUGGCGACGCAACCGCAAACAGACACAGUUAAAGGUGAUUUACAUAAAGUCAGUCUGUUAUUCAAAGUUUGAGUGAAAUGUCCAGCGUGUAACUUGUCAUUGGCCAGAAUAACAGGUUGCAAAAUCAGCCUGUGAAGGAAGGUAAGACACACCUCUGCCAUGCCACCAGCUUUUUGCAGCCCUAGAGAUCAGCACCACUGAACAAGUAAGGACAUUUUUGUUAUUAAUCCCUAAUCUAUCUUGUGUAUAUAUAUUUAAUGUGUUUGUAGUUAUACUUUUUGUCUCUAUUUCAGAAACAAGGAAAUAAAGGUUAAUAUAAGAGAUAAAUAAUUCUGUAGAAGCGUGUCCCAAAGUUUUGUUCUGCUUUGAAGUAUUUCAAUUUGAUGCCACUUUACUCACACGAAACCAUGAUAAAGAUUUCAUUUGGCUUAAAAGGGGAAAAAUGUAUCAUGUCAAAGAGUCCAUCUCAAAUAUAUUUUUCUGGCCUUUGUAAAGAGCCUGGCCAUCAGAUUGAGGAAAAUCUUUACUAAAUUAAAAAAGUAUAUAGAAAAUGUUUUAUUAAAAUUAUCUUAACUUCCACCAACAGGAACAGUAAAAUAAGACAGUGAAUCAGUAAUUUGCAGUCUGAUAUAUGAAUUGAUAAAAGACACAAACUCCAAUGUUGGUGUUUCAAAAUUUAAAAGGUAUUUUUUAUAAUCCCACCCAACGUUUUUAGACUUUGGUUUGUACGUUAAAGAGGAAUUCCAUCAUUUUUAAAAAACAAAGCUGUUUUGUAAACAAAAUCUUUUUAUGUCAUUAAUAAAGUUUGAAAAUAAAGCAUAGGGGUUGUUUUGUGGCCAACCACUAAUAGAGCUACAGAUUUAUUAGCAACCACACACACUGUCACAUUGUUUUUGGCUUUACAAUAUACAAAUAUUUACAUGCAGAGCUUUUAUUUUUACACCCUCAAUAUAUCUUUUACCUACUGCACAAAAAGGCAUCACAUGAUUACUGGGAAACGCAUUAAAUAUUAAACACCUGUUUGCUGUUUCUAUUUGUGAGCUGUGCUGAAAUAUCAGGGGGCUGAGGCUGAAUCUUCACUCCACCAAUCAAAUCAUUUGAGUUCCCCUUGACACUGGACACAUGGAACAUUUCUAUUCCUCUCCUGCUCAGCUCACAUCCACCUGAGGACACAUUCACCUGACUUUCUGAAGCAGACAUCUUGUUUUUUCAUCACUUGCCUUCAAACUGAGGCCCAGUCUCCUGGAGAUGGCAGACUUGCCUCGCAGACGCUAUGGCAACUUCCCACAAAGGCGAGCCACCAUGUUACCAUGGGUAGCCAAGUGUAGGGUAAGGCUGGCACUGGAGGCCAUGCCAUCUGAGACUGGUCCAAAUCUGGCAACCACAGCAGAGGAACCAACCCCCCGGGCAGAACAUGUGAAUAUAGAUGUCAGCAUGACUGGAUUCUGUGAGGUGGAAAAGGAGUCAAACCAGUCUUAUGAGAGAAAAACAAAAGCAACAUCUCUGUCAUCUGAAAAAUGGGAAAGGCCUCCAGACAAAAGUGUGAAAGCUUUAUUGAGAAGAUUAAGGAUUCACCCAGAGGCCCAGAGGAUUCUGGGUAAUACCUGCAUACCUGUAGUGAGCCUGGAGCGUCUGAACUUCCAGUCUGUGUCUUUAUCAUCACUGCAGCCUGUGGUGUCUUUGCAACGUCUGCCUUGCCAAAAACAAGCUGAGCUCUGUGACAAUGUGUCAUUAAAUAUUUCUGAACAGAAUGGAUUCAGUCAAACUGAGGAAGAUAUACUGGAGCUAACUGAAGGAUCAUUCCAGCCUAAACCAGUAGAGCCAUGUGAUCUCAGUCCAACAUCCUGGACUGAACCAUAUUGUCCUGACAGCUCCCUUUCUGGAGAGCCAGAGCAGGACUCAGGCUUUGACUGUGACUCUAAUCCAGAUCAGCCUUACAUCCUGUUUGAUUGUGGAUCUGAUGAUGGGAAAGCUGAAUCUGAAGCAUUUUAUCUGGAUCCAGAUCCAGAGCAGACUCUGGUUAUUGAACUGGAUCCAGGAGAAGAAGAAGCAGAUCAGGACCAAUGCCUGCUCCCGGAGGAUGAAGUUGAAAGUACAUGUGUGGUUGAUAUAAUCGAAGUGGACGAUGGUGAAGAUCAAAGAAGUGAAAUUAGAUGCUUGGGAGAACAGGCCGACUCAUCCACCCAGCAGCCUGGAGCUGAGGCUGGGACUGAGGAGAGUGAAGAUUUCUGCGCUGUUUGUCUGAACGGAGGAGAGCUGCUCUGCUGUGACCGCUGCCCCAAAGUUUAUCACAUAGGCUGUCAUAUACCUCCUCUCAGCAGCUUCCCGCUAGGUGACUGGGUGUGUACUCUGUGUAGAAGUGAGCAGGAGCCCGUGGAGGCCUACGACUGUGAGAUCAUGCACUCCUGCGAGGGAGUCAAGGCACCUUAUACACUAUCCAACCUGGACCAGAGGAGAUGUGAGAAGUUGACUCUGCUGCUAUACUGUCAAAUCCUCAGCGCUCCUUUCCAUGAACCUGUCAGCCCUCUGGCUCGAAACUACUACCAGAUCAUCAAAAGGCCCAUUGACCUGUCAGUGAUCCGCAGGAAACUGGACAAGAGCAACACUCUCCACUACUUCACUGCUGAGCAGUUUAUUGAUGACGUCUUGUUGAUGUUCAAGAACUGCGCUACUUUCAAUUACCCAGACUCAGAGGUGGCUCAGGCUGGUCGAAACCUGGAGAUGUUUUUCUUGAGCAAACUGAAGGAGAUUAUUCCAGACCGGACAUUCCCAUCAGCCAACCAGGGCACAACAGACAGAGCUCGCCUUCAGUGGCUCCACAGGAAGAACAAGGAAAACUCCAGAAAGAAGAGAAAUGUUUUUAGCGGGAAAAAAUAUUGCCUAUAACUUGCAAUUUAUUCAUUUCCUUGCACUUCUCAAACAUGUUGAAAUUUAAGUCUUUAAAAACCGUGACAAUAACAUUAAUAACUUGUGUUUUUUAUAUUAAAAAUACAUGUCGUGGAACUGAAAACUUGUCACAUUUUUCAGGGAUGUUCAUGGAAUGAAACAGAGACAGAUGCUAUUUACAGUUUUUAAAUGAAAUCAGUCAAAUCAGAUCAGUUGCAUGAUUUAUCAUUUUCAUAUUAAAGUGCUCAUAUUAAAUAAUAAUAUCAGCUUAUGUAAAAGUUAUCCUGAUCGCUUCCUUAAAUACUCAGUUUCAGGCUGUUUGUUUUACUAUUGGCUCGGUAUAAUGUUGAUAAAAGGGAAUAUCCUUAAUAUAAUCUCAGGUACACAUCUCUGACAUCUCUGAUUGGCUGACCUCUGUUUAUGAGUGGUAGCCAACCAGAAGAACAUUAGCUUGAUAGAAGAACCAAGCUAAAUGGCUUAUUUGAGGAGCUGCUCAUAGGCCCAGCAUUACUCGUAAAGACUAAAAAUAAUAAUUGAGUUGUAAAUGAGCACAAUAGGUCUACUUUAACUCUGUUAUUGUAAAAUCACUGCUCAACACUGAUUUUAGGUGAUGCAAGUAUACUUUAUACAGUAGACAGAAGGCUUUCCACCUUUUCAUAAAAACUACUUCAUAAUGGUGCAUUGGCACAUGUGGCAUACAUCCCAGCAAUGUGGGUUUGAUGACAAAUAAAUAUCAUUAAAAUGGUUUUGGUUGAUUG